AUGAUGCAACAAAGAGUUGAUCCUCCUCCUGUUCAUUUACAACUCGAGCAUCUACAUCCUGCUGGUGAGUUUGUUCUUACAAAUGAUUGGUUCAUGCCCAAACUAAUUGCACUUACUGCACUUAGCUUCAGGCCUUCUCCAACACUUGAAAGGUGCAUUUCCGAUCUUGCCGCAAUGCUUACUAGGAGGAUACUGAAAACCAGGAUCAUCAACCAGCGCUUCGUUGAUCUAGUCGAGUUCCAGAUUUGUUUGCUCUUCCAGGACGACACGGGAGGCCUAUAUGUUCGAGGGACUAAAGGCGAUAAUUGGAUCCACGUAAAUCCAAUCAAAGGCGCCUUAGCGGUUAACAUAGGUGACUCGUUGCAGAUCAUGAGCAAUGAUCGAUACAAGAGUAUCGAGCAUUGUGUAGCAGUUGAUUCGAGCAGGGCUCGAAUAUCCAUACCGCUAUUUGUGAAUCCUUGCUUUGACAGUGUCAUUGGUCCAUUUUCACAAAUGUUGAAAGAUGGAGAAAAACCAGUGUACAAACAUGUCUUGUUUUCUGAUUAUUGGGAUUAUUUCUUUCGUAAGAGGCCUUCUGGUAAAGCAUCACUAGAUUUUGCUAAAAUUUGA
Messenger RNA from Solanum stenotomum, 609 nucleotides. RefSeq names its product feruloyl CoA ortho-hydroxylase F6H1-1-like. Bases 1 to 609 code for a protein of 202 amino acids. The record is from RefSeq and is a predicted model, not a curated record. The transcript is spliced from 3 exons. NCBI's taxonomy places the organism in Eukaryota, Viridiplantae, Streptophyta, Magnoliopsida, Solanales, Solanaceae.